CAGGGUGAUGAAGAAGAUGUAGCUACUCGCCCGAAAAUAACAACAUUUCUCGGUUUAAAACGUAAAUUGUAUUAACCGUUAAAACAGCUACGAUGGCCGGUAUGAGGAGAGUUAACGGGAAAUUCUCGGGAGUCAACCCGGCAGUCAGUUGCUGUCGCCUGCGUCAGGUUCAGUCUCUGCUCUGUGAGGGGGGCACUGCCACUCCUGAUGGCAUCUUGUGCUCGCUUGGAAUUGACAGCAGAUACAAUGAGGGGUGCACUGAGCUGGCGAAAUACCUGUUUUAUGGACUGUAUGGAAGAAAUCAGCUGAAUCUGGAGCACGUCCCUGAGGAAUUUCCUGAAGAAAUGCUGGAUGAUGUAAUCCUGCUGAUCAAAGCUGAGUGUGUUCAUCUGUACUGCAACCCAAUGAACUACAGCUACUUGUUGCCCUACGUGUCCCACUGGAGGAACCUGCAUCUCUACUGCAUGACGGAGACAGAGUAUGAAGAUGAGGAGGCAGCAGAGGAAUUCAAAAUCUCCAGUUUUGUCACAAUGGUGCAGGACUGCUAUCGUAUCGGAGUACCUUACAGCUCCCAGGGGCACGUCCAGAAGUUUGAUAUGUUUAUGGUGGAAAAGUGGCCCCUAAUUCAAGCAUUUGCCCUGGAAGGCAUUGGUCGAGGAAGUUUUUUUACCAUGAAAUACAAGCUAAUGGACAUGAGUGAGAAACUUUGGCAGGUCUACAACAGACUCGACCCAGUGUCACUGGAUAAUCUGCUCACAGAGGACUUGGUGAACUUUGAGAAGCAGUGGAGUGGCUUUUUCUCCAGCAUGGACCUGGAGAGCCACCUGUCCAUCUUGGAGCUGUCUGAAGCACAGGCAGGAGAGGUGUUCCGUACCUAUUACUCUCAUGGACUGAUCUCAAGCAACAUCACAGAUAAAAGUAAAAGUCAGCAGCCCUUUGUGUUGUUUGGAAAGCAUUCCUCAUCCCAGGAUCUGGAGAGUUAUUCAUUCAACUUUCCCUCAGAGAGUCAUCAGGUCCGCAACACAGGGCCUCGGGGUUCUGCAGCUAGACACAUGAUUCUGCAGUGUGUUGCACCCAAAGGACCUCUAGCCUGCUCUCGAACCUAUUUCUUUGGGACCACCCACACUCCAUACCUUGGGAAUCAAAACACAGAGCAAAAGAAAACAGAAGUCUUACUUUUGUCACAGAUUUAUUCAGCUGCUGUUCAAGCAGUCCUUUCGGGAAUCAAAUGCUACUCCUGUUUCUCCAGCCAAACCAAGGCUAAGGAUGUAGCAGAGAACACCUUUCUGUUGGCUUUGGACUCAAUGAAUUUAAGUCAAUACCGCAGUCCUCUCAGGUCCAAAUGUGAAUUCAGCAUUCAAGCAGUGAAUAAUCAAGGAAGAAUCAUUCCUCUGGCUGACGAAGAAAGCCGUUAUGUAGUAAAAACAGCGUCUAUGACUGUCCGUGACAUCCCUGACCUGCAGUGGGAUGGUGGGGACCUGGGCUCUGUGGUUUUCUCUGAAUCCUUCUUGGAGUCCAGCAUCAACAUUCAGCAGAAAGAUGGCACUGUGUCCUCAGACAGCUGCUACACCAUCCUGACUACAACUGUGCCUCGCUACGCCUGCUGGCUGAUGGAAUCUGAUGUCAAGCAGUCUGAGCAAGCCCAACAUCUUCCUAAGAAAGAGGAAGGCACGUGUUUGGGAACUGCUCUCACUGUAGCAGAUGCUGCAUAUGUGUUCUCCAGCAGCCAGCUCUCCACACCCGAAGAAGGAAAAAUCAUUUUCUUCUCCGAGGGACUCCUGUUCAUCCAUUCUCAAUAUGGCAGCAUCACCCUGUCCAAGGAUCACAUUCGGUCCAUCAAGUUUUAUGAUCCGGACUCCAGCACGGUGGCAUCUCUCAUUGUGGAGUAUGAGAGCAGCCUGCUCCCCCACCUACCAUUCCCUCUGCACAGCACGGACUGUUGUCUGGUCUUUGCUCUUCAGCCCAGGUCUAAGAGCCACAGGGCCUUCUAUUCCAAGGUUUUGUCAGUGUGGCAAAACUCUGAAUCUGGACUCACUCUGCAAUUGGUGGACCAAGAGCACCUGACCUGGAACCAGAAAAACAUGCAUACCAGACUGAGGAAGCUGCACAACAGUCAGGAGCCACCCGUUGCCAAACGCAGAGGCAGUCUGAAGACUUCAUACUCCCAGCUGCCAGAGCAGGACAUGUUUCUUCAGCACUUUGCCUUGAGUAGUAUUGGUCAGGAGCCCAUUCUGUAUGACCACCUGGGGGUGCUCUUCCCCUCUGCAGAGUUGAGGAAUUCAGUCAACAGUCAGGGGGACAAGGUUGUCAUCACCAUCAUCACUGGAUUACCGGGAAGCCAUAAGAAGAGACUCUGUGACUUCCUGGUCCAGUUGAACAAGGAACGUGGAAAGUGGGUGGUGUACCAGCCUGGUCCUGACAGCUGUGACAGCUUCUCAGCCUCUCACCUGCAGCAGUAUUUGUCCAGCUUCCUGGAGAGCCAGAGAGGCCCUGGAGGCAAAAAGCGUCUGUUGGUGCUCUCACCUGGAUACACAGAUGUUCUGGAUGUAGUCCAAGCUGUGCUUUUCCACCCUGACCCAGUUGUCCAAGCGUGUUUCACCAUCGGCGCUGUCACUGCGUGUGUGGACCCCCUCGCCUCCUGUGUGGAGCACAGGUUUGCAUUUCCUAAACUGUUGGAGCAGUGCAGUCAAGGUAUUGUGAGUACAGUGGUGUUCACCGGGCUGACAGCAGAGCAGAAGCACCCUCUCAUGCAGCAUGUUCAGCAGUUGGUACGCUCUGCCAACCCCACCGCAGCCUUCAUACUGGCAGAGAGAGGAGCUGUCACCAGGAAUGAAGACGUGAACCUGAUGUUUUCUGAGAGCAGCUUCAGUGAGCCCCAGAUGCUCAGAGCACGUUACGUCCUCUACCCUGGAUGGUGCAAAGGGCGCUUCUUCUCCGGUUCUGGCUCUCUGGUCCUCACCCAGCAGCGCGUGGCUUUCAGCCGGCCCCUAGAGAGGCCUCUAUUUGUCGCCCGCUGUAAAGCAUUCAAGUCAUCGCUAAGGCCGAGCCCCUUCCGUGGGAAUGUGUACAAUGUUUGGGGGAAAAUCAGAUUUUCUGACUCCGAUCAGCUGAUGGAAGUGAGCUACAACACAGUGAGCGGGAGCCUGAGCAUUGUCCCAGAGCAGAGCGGUGACCCUGUGACCCCAGGUCCCAAAGAGACCAACACGUCCUGCUUCCUGAUCUUUGAUGGUGUCGGCCUCACUGAUGAGGGACUGAAGGACUGGCUCAGGCUGUGUGCCAAGCAGAGGCAGACAAAGAAGCCUAAGAAGACUAAAAAUAACCUGUCACCACAAGAAAUCAAGAGCAUACAUAUGACCAGGCACUUGGACCCGCUUCCACCAGGCUACUUUUACAACGGCUGUCAAUAUGUUGACAUCUUUGGGGAGAAAAUGAACAUCCAUCCCAACAUGGAGGAGUUUAUCAAAGAGUAUCUCACAGAGGCCAACAAAGAGAUCGAGCUAUUCAACCGUCAGCUGGAGCUGCAGGGCCAGCCCGACCUGUUUGAUCCCUGAUAGAAUCUGUCUGCAUGUCCACUGCCUCCAUCUGUCUUAUUUAACUCUAAGGGAACCGCUGUGGGAGGGACAGGGAGGGCGCGGGGGUUACAUACUGAAUACUCCAAGAGAAUGGUCAAUGUGUGUUCACACCACAUACUAUGUCACUUUUGUUUUCUAAUUUGGUGGCAUAAAUAAGGUUGCGAGCAGAUGAGCUUUUAAACAAUGACAUCACUGAUCAGAGCCAGUAAUGUUACGGUGUGGCUGUUUGCUUUACUUCCCACUGCAACACCACUAUACAGUUGGCACUUUGGCGAGUUAGAGAUCAUAUUUAUCAAAUCAAAGUGGCAAAUUGAUGAAGUCACUUGUGUUGAUUCAAAUUAAGACACGUUUGUCGAGAGAUGAGAGUUGCACACAACUGCAGACAAAUCUGAAACAUAACGCAACACAAGACUCCACAUUUAAACCGAUGUGAUUACGCCACUAAGCCUGCAAGCUAUGAGACUUUCACAAUUGAAGGGAAUUUCCAGGCGUUCACUCCUACAGCUUGUGCGUUUCUGUUUAUCACAGUUGGCAAAUUAAUGCCUCUAUUUCUGGACAGGCAUGGAUAGCCGUGUGAUUCUGGUGGGCUCCCUGGUGGGGUUUCUCAAGAAUCGCUCCUCCUCUGUUGUCACCCAAUCCAUGGCCCACCUGUUAUCUUGUCUGCGUGCCACGCUGCAGCAGAGGGAGCGCUUGGCCAUAGAGCUGUAAACAUUGGACAGCCUGUUGGCUGCAGACAACUGAUGAAUGAUGCCAUUAAUCACAUAGCUAAACGCCAUCCCAGUGCUUUAUUUUAAGACUCCUAAAGUGAAUCUAAUGAAAGUGCAAUAAAGCAGACUUCAGUCCUUGCAUCAAAGUGUCGUAGUUACGAAACAGAUGAGGUCGUCAAGACACACAUUAAAUCACUGAGGUUCCAUGUCCAACUUUUCCUCAGAGCACUGUAUUCUGUUUAUUUUUAUGCUGCUAGUUAACAGUGAGAAACCAGGUAGAAACAGAAAGUGAAGCUAAGCCUCGCUGCAGCCAGGUGUGGAUCACGCAUUUCACCAUUUUGGUCAAAAUGUUACUGCGUUUGUUAGAAGUGUGAACAUUCCCAUGUUUAUGUUUUGGGUCUUGGUUUUGGGAAGGACAAGGGGGAUUGAAAUAAUCUGGGAAAUUUAGAUUCAGUUCACUUGGUCAGGUUUGGGUAAACAUGAGUAGAGCCUUUAUUGAAAGGUGUAAGGCUUUGUAUUGGUGGUGUGACUUUGCAGAGAAUCAGACUUUAUGUCCUGUUUAAAUGAGUAGUUAUGCUACAGUUUGCUCUGUGUCACACUGAUGUUCUAUGCAUGUCUUCCUCUUAUCAGGGUUCCUACACAGGAUUUGAAAUAUGUUUGAUAAGCUCUUAGUAAUUUCUGUGGAAAACUUGUGUUGUCAUUCGCACAGCUGUGUGGUAAAUUAGUAGAAGGUGAAAAGGUGUAGGAACCCUGCAAUAAUCUCUGGAGAUUUGAUGGCUUAAAUUUAUUAUGGGGUCAGCAGUGUAACAUGCAGACUAAUUGAUCUUCGGGUCAUGUGGCGCUAAGUUUGACUUGAGUGAAUCAAUACUAUCGAACAUUUAAAUGCACAUAGAAGUGUGCACAUAAUGCUGCUACUACAAUGGUACAAUAUAUUCAACCUGCUCUUAUUCCCAUGUUGUUAGAUACAGAUGCUUUAUCAUGUCCUGUGGGAUCGCAUCAAAUUAUCAAUUUAAACCAAUCCUAUAAGAAAAAAUGAUCACUUGAACAAACAUCAAGCUAAUAAGGACUACCUUAAAUUUCAGAAACCAUAUUUGGGAGAAAUGUAUUUGACGUGUACUUUGAGUUUCUAGUUUGGCUCAUGUCCCAUAACACUAAAAUGGAGAGCUCCUAAGUCAUCCGUUUUUGUAUUCAGUCUAUGCUUGGAAUUAGUGAAAAACGCUUGUGCAUCUCAUAAAGAUACUAAAGGGUGAUUGCAGCUUUUUAUUUAUUUAUUUUUUAAGUUAUUUAUCUGUAUUUGACGCCUUUGGAAUGAGAAUAGACGGAUAUAUUACAUUGGCCUUUAUACACUGUACCAAAAAAUCGCCUGUAUUCAAUGAUGAGUACUCUGAGAUUUUCACCGUUUCAGAUAAGAGAGGAAGGGUGUUUUUUGCUAAGAGCAUAUUUUAAGUCCAUAAUCUAAUUCCCAAGGAGAGGGGGGAAAUGCUUGCUAGUGAGGUGAACACUUUUUCGCUGUCGUUGGGUUCUUAUCUAAGAUAUUUUUAGAUCAGUGGUGACCUUAGUGUAUUUUAGGUUGCCUUUUACAACGCGGGCUAUGUCAUGUUUUACAUGUCAGUCUGUCAGCAGCCAGUAAAAAGAAUCAACAAUUUUGUUUUCAGCUGGCAGAAAAAGAAAGUGAACAAACAUUGUUAGCAAGUUAUUUUCCACCCCAGAUGACCUGUGAGAUGAUUCAAAUAAUCCUGAAUCUGAGCUCAACCUGACACUGCUGGCCCCAUCCGUCCUCUCAGCGCAGUCCACUUUGAUCUGAAGCCAUACCACCUUACGCUAGAUGUGCCACUGUCUUUUAGAAGAAUAAUACAAAGCAUAGAAUAGCACAGAACAUAGCAAUGCCUCUAACAUGUAUUACCCUGGCAGCCAGCAAAAGAGGGGUUCACAUGGAGAGGAGGAGCUCACCCCAACUUACUCAUUCCAUUAACUCCUCUCUGACACUCCCUUCUCCUUUACUCUAUAAAAGAAGUGCAAUUGUACCUUGUGUUUUUAUAUAUUGUACUUACAGUACCCUCAAAAAGCUCUUUAAGGACAAUGUCAAGCAAACAAAUAAGCUGUUAAAUUCUCAGUCUCUUACCGCUUGUGUUUGUGGUCUGCUGGAUUCUGCCUUUGAGUGCUCGUAGCUCACAUAACACCAUAAAGGGUCUUUAACAACAAGUGAAAGGUUUUGUUGCAAAAUUAGGUGCCACCUAAUUUUUAGCUUUAAUUCCACUUAAAAAUGACAUAGAGCUUAAUGCAAACAGCUUUUUUUUCUGGAAGUGGACAAAAUGUAACUUAAAUCCUCUGUUUACAUUAUGAUAUCUGUUGUUUAAGCUGGAUCCUCUGUUUAGCGUUUCAGGGAUGCGCUCUCAAAGCAGUCUGUUUUGAGCAACAGUUGCUGUCGUUCUGUAGUUAUGUAAUACUGCAGAGACUUACUGUGAUUGACAGUGAAAUAGUUGUGAGGCUGAUGUAUGGGAGACUGAAGGUUCCAAAACUUUGAAACCUGCUCCACAUGUCAAAGAGCAGAGAAAACUGAAACUGUAAUUGGCCAGGAGAUCAAAAAUGAGUCCUUAAAGAGCUGAGGGUUAUGUAAGAUGUUUGUGAUAUUUAAAUCAAAGUUACCACUAACACGUAUACGCUACUACAAGUACACUAUUUUGCAUGUGUUGAGAUGUCAUGUGAAUAUGAUACUUCAUAUAUUCUGACAGAAUUGCCUUUCACCAAACUGGUACAACAAAGAGAAAAAUAAUCACAUUUAUUUUAAAUAUCUGCUAAGAAUUUGAAUUACCUCGAAAUGACAAAUAGUAUUUUUGUAAGACUGUGAAUUGAACAUCCUUGAUGCAAGCAAAACGUCUCUUCUCGCACAAGCUACAAAAAAAAUCAAAAGCAGAUGCAAUUUUUUUUGUAGGAAAAAAAAAGAGAAUCUGAUCGGUUGUGAGAUGUCAGGUUUCUCUGAUCCAGCAGUGCCUUGGCUACGGCUAAGAAAAGCAGAGAUUAAAGCUGCAUUCAGAGCUCCAUCCCUCUCCCUGUCACAGGGGGAGGAGGUGUUGUCAGGCGAGGAUCCGUCCUUCAACAGUGUUGGUGAAAGGAAUCCAUAGAGUCGUUCUUUAAAGCAAUGUGUUUUUACUAAGUCAGAGGGUAAAGUAGGCGAGGUCACACAGGGGGAGGCCGCCGGAGGGCUCAGAGCGAAUCAGGUAUAUUUAGCUAACCAAAAAGAUGUUGGAGUAUGGGCUGGGUAUGACAUUUCUCGGUCGUUCUUUUUUUUUGAUUUAUUACCAAUUCAACUGGAUAAGAUGAAAUUAAUUUUGUUUGUGGAAAUACUAAGCUGUUUUUUGUCAGCGUUCCUUUAAAGUAGUGUGUAGGAUAAUGGGGAUAUAUUGGCAGAAAGGAAAUAUAAUAUUUAUAACUGUGUAAUCACCUGAAAUUAAGAAUUCUUCAUCUUUUUUUAUGUUACCUUAGAAUGAGCUGUUUAGAUUUACUGCCAUUAUGUCUAACACCAACGUCGAUUUGACGUAGAGUACUGACGAUAAAUGACGAUGAUAUUUUGUUUUUAAAUUGUGUUCAUAAGUAACCAAAAUCCAACAUUCUCCCAGCAUCUCAUGUCCGUGUCAUCUUGAUGUAGAAUAACAACUUUUAGUUGUCUUCAACAUGUUGUAAUGGUUAUAUCCACGUAAUGUGAAAUUCUAACAUUUUAGUGGGGUUGUAAAGGUUUGAUAAUCUUCAGUACGAUAAUCCUCUCAGAAAGAUUAGCAGAAUUAAGGGCUAUUUUUAGUUAAACAGAUGUUUCAUAUUUGAAACUUAAAAACAUUUUUGUAGUGUGUGGGUAAAGUUUAUCGUUUGAAAAAAGCUGAAGUUGAGAUUCUCCUUCUAGCUACAUUUUUGUUAAUACCGCAGAUAAGCAAAUUUACAUGGUAAAAUAACGGUUAAUGUUCAUUUCAUGGUAUACCUUGAAACCGUAUAUUUCUGCAUCCGCAGUUGUUAGAUGUUGGAAUUGCUGUCAAUCUGAUUCUCAUCCAUCUGUCUCAUCAUAUUGAUGUGUGGUGCAGGGGGGUUGGCACACGGGAGAAAUUUCGGUUGGUUGCAGUCUGCAACUUCACCACUAGAUGGCACUAAAUCGUACACACUAUAACUAUUAACUUUUUUUUUUUUUUAAAGGAAAUGGAAAUGAUUUGAUUUAUACCCAGCCCUAGUUGGGAUACAAUAACGUUUUGUAUCAAAGGACAAAACACAAAAAAGGCUUAAGUUUGUGAGGUGACUCCCUCUUAUUGCACAUCGGGGGCCCGAAGAGCCCUCCACAAGCCUCUCAGUGUGACCGCUAUGCAGCUCUCUGGCAAACUGAGCACCCUGGUGUCUUCAUCCUGUAUGUGGAGGCUAGCCAUUUUGUAGCUGAAGUUAUAGGACAAAAACAAAGUUUGGUGUUAAUUGGUUUUAUAUAAAGGGGGGAGAAUAUGGUAUUCUUGUACUGCAAUGUGGUAACGCACUGUGGAGGGUUUUGUUCUUUUUUUUUUGAAGAUUGGCUUCAACGUUUAUUAAAAGGCCAACAGUGUGGAAUGUAUGCACUUCCUGAAGAAGUGGAUAUUUUUAAGGUAUUUUUUUUGCUUAUUGGAGAAGGCAGCAUGAAAAUGGAUUUUUAACCGUCCAAAUAUUUCUCAGGCCUCAGGGGACUGUUGAUGCUAAUUGUUUGGGCUGUUCUGUCCCAUCGAGGUUAAAAGGGAAUGGCGGGCUCUUCACCCCACAGUCCUCACAGACAGCGAGAGGAAUUUCCUCAGGUGUACUUAUUAUUUCCAUACCUGAGAUUACAUAUUUGCCCUAAAACCUGCGUGUUAUAGAAGAAGAUGGGGGUGAAAUUGUGGUUAAUAUCUUCUGUCUGUAGCAAAGUACCGGCUGGCCACACAGACGCGUACAAAAAAAGGAUGUUGUUAUUCAUGUAGAGGAACACUAACGACUCAAGUUGUGAGGUGUUUGAUGUUGUGAUGGCAGAAUUAGAUCUGGGGACAAAAAAGCAAAGGGCUCAUUUCUUCUCCCCUAUCUACAGGCCGUCCAGAGUAAAAAAGGAAAAAACAACUUAUGGUCUCUAUUGUAAUGAGAGAAAAAACCAACUAACUUCAAAAGUGCCAAACUGACUUCCACAUUUUGUUUUGAGGGUGUUCACGGAAAUUGCGUUUGCACAAAACUACUGUAACUUAUGUUUUUUUCCUGUGACUGAUGCUUUUAUAAUCUGAUUGUGUUUUUUUUGCACCACGUAAUCCAU
This is a messenger RNA of Plectropomus leopardus (leopard coralgrouper), 9554 nucleotides long. RefSeq names its product dynein axonemal assembly factor 9 (gene dnaaf9). The record is from RefSeq and is a predicted model, not a curated record. Lineage: Eukaryota; Metazoa; Chordata; Actinopteri; Perciformes; Serranidae.